This is a messenger RNA of Saccostrea cuccullata (small rock oyster), 1581 nucleotides long. RefSeq lists its product as uncharacterized. Lineage: Eukaryota; Metazoa; Mollusca; Bivalvia; Ostreida; Ostreidae. The transcript is spliced from 2 exons. The record is from RefSeq and is a predicted model, not a curated record. Gene Ontology annotation, biological process: DNA recombination; DNA integration. Bases 1 to 1581 code for a protein of 526 amino acids. Gene Ontology annotation, molecular function: DNA binding.
AUGGAAUCGGAUGAAAACGAAAGUUUUGAAACACCCCCAGUAACAUUCGAGUUGAAUUUACCUGAGGAUAUGAAUUCAGGAGAGGUUCUUAGUCUUCUAGAAGUACUCCAGUCAGAUGUCCAAGGUUUUGAUGAGAUGCUUUUGAAUGCAGUUACAGACAUUCAAGAAGACCAAACUUUAGAAGCAGUUACAAAAACUGAGCUGCAACCUAGUAGUAGUACUGAAGUCUCACACAUAAACACAAAUUUACAGCCUCUACCAGACAGCAUUUCAGAAGUGACUACUGCUCAGAGAUUCAAGACCUUACAGGAACAGGACCUGCUGGAGAUUGAAACUAACCAAUACAGCAACUCGACAAAGAAAAAUACCAAAUGGGGCAUUGGUGUCUUUAAUGCAUGGUGUAUGGAAAGACUGAAUGAGGUUUUAAACUUACAUACAAUUUCUGCACCUGUAUUAGAUGAGAAUUUGAGGAAAUUCUACGCAGAAGCACAGCCAAAGAAUUUGAGUAGUCGUGUGCAGAAGAUGCCUCAGGAACAUGCAGCUGAAUACCACAAAAAUUCCAUGAAAAAUGUAAGGGCGGCCAUCAAUAGAUAUUUAAAAGACAUAGGGAGACAAAUUGAUAUUGUGAAGGACACUGAAUUUAAAAGCUCAAAUGCCAUGCUCAGUUCAAAGCUGAAAUUCAACCUUAAACAAGGCCUCUCCAGACCAACAAAACACUAUGGUGCAAUUCCUAAUGAAGACCUGAUGAUGAAAAUAAACACCUACCUUUCAGGAAAGAAUCCGGUAGUGCUAAGAUUCAGGAUCUGGUACCUUUUGGCAAUUCACUUUGUCAGUCGGGGAUGUGAAUUUCACCACCAAUUAUCACUUCAGUCCUUGAAAUUUCAAAAGGAUGAAAAUGGCAUAGAAUACAUAACCAUUACACAUGAGACGCAUCAAAAAAACCACCAAGGAGGGUUAGAUGGGAGCUCUGAGGAAGCACAGGACAAACGCAUGUAUGCUACUGGAAAAGAAACCUGUCCUGUCCAAUCUAUGAAAUUAUUCAUCUCUAAAACUGACCCCAAAGCCACCUCCUUAUUCAAUGAGUGUGACAAAGAUGCACUGCAUUCUGAGGAUCCCGAAGCUCACGACAUUUGGUAUUCAAAUGUUCCAGUAAAACCAAAAAAGUUUACUACAUUUAUGCCAGACAUAUGUAAAAAUGCUACCACAAAGAGAUACACAGCACAUUCUUUGAGAACAACCUCCAUAACAGCUAUGAGCGACGCAGGACUGACAGACAGGAACAUCAUGUUCAUGUCGGAUCACAAAUGUGAAGAGUCUCUGAAAUCCUAUUGCCGUCGCCCCAGUGUUCAACAAAAAAAAAUGAUCAGUUCCGUUCUAGGAAGCGUUGCUGCUGGAGUCGGUGUAGAGAGAAACCCAGACUUACCUGUCGUCCCUGCUCAAGGCCUACCUGAUCCAAUCUGCCCACCCCCUGCAGCUCUUGUUGCAAAUCAAAGCCUAAAUAUUAAUCGUGAAUCCAGCCUUCUUACAGGUUUUGGCUCUUACUCGAUGUUCAAGGAAUGCACCUUCCACUUCAACCAUUAG